Messenger RNA from Clarias gariepinus (North African catfish), 673 nucleotides. It is a transcript of the gene tnni1d, whose product is annotated as troponin I, skeletal, slow d. Gene Ontology annotation, biological process: muscle contraction. The annotation marks the transcript as partial. Gene Ontology annotation, cellular component: troponin complex. The record is from RefSeq and is a predicted model, not a curated record. The transcript is spliced from 6 exons. Lineage: Eukaryota; Metazoa; Chordata; Actinopteri; Siluriformes; Clariidae.
AUUCUCACGAAUGCCCUGUUCCAGGUCCGUCCGAAGGGGAACCCAAAGGCUUUUGACAAGCCAAAAUGCAAGAUUUCUGCAUCUCGGAAACUCUCCCUCAAGAUGCUGCUCCUCAGUAGAGCCAUGGAAGAGUUGGAGAAGGAGAAACAAGAUAGGGAUGAAGAGAAAUCACGCUACCUGAAUGAAAAAAUGGCUCCUCUACAACUCGGAGGGCUUUCACUGGCAGAAUUACAAAAUCUGUGCAAAGAACUCUAUGACAAGAUUGAAAUUGUAGAUGAAGAGCGGUAUGACUGUGAGGCUAAAGUUAUGAAGCACAAUAUUGAUAUUCGUGAACUGAAGCUGAAAAUUCAGGAUCUUGGAGGAAAGUUUAAGAAGCCGGCUUUGAGGAAGGUCCGAGUUUCUGCUGAUGAGAUGAUGCGUGCUCUACUGGGCUCCAAACACAAGGGCUCCAUGGACCUGCGGGCCAACCUCAAGUCUGUCAAGAAGGAGGAUAUCAAACAAGAAAAGGUCCUGACCACAGAGGUAGGCGACUGGCGUAAGAAUGUGGAGGCCAUGUCUGGUAUGGAAGGAAGGAAGAAGAUGUUUGAUGCUGCUGGUGGAACCCAGUAAUCUGCAUUCUGGAGUCAUGUGAACAGAAGACUCAAAAUGGAACAAAAAAAAAAAGAAAAAGAAA